Chinchilla lanigera (long-tailed chinchilla) is the source of this 6324-nucleotide messenger RNA. It is a transcript of the gene Cntn5, whose product is annotated as contactin 5. Lineage: Eukaryota; Metazoa; Chordata; Mammalia; Rodentia; Chinchillidae. Bases 362 to 3661 code for a protein of 1099 amino acids. Gene Ontology annotation, molecular function: cell-cell adhesion mediator activity. The record is from RefSeq and is a predicted model, not a curated record. The transcript has 26 exons. Gene Ontology annotation, biological process: brain development; cell-cell adhesion.
GGCGUGUGCGUGCAAACGGGGUGUGCGGGCGGGCACGCAGCGGCGGCGUUCGCCGUGCCAACCUUGGUGUUCCUACAAGAUUGCCGUUUAAUGUCAUUCAAGAUCUAAGCAACAUCGUUUCUGCAUGACCACUGCAAAAGGACGACUUCACAGAAUCCAGUUCCUGAUUCGAGAGAACAGUUUGGACCCUGUUUCUGAAGGCAGACUGCAUGAUUUACAGCAUUCAUUUGACUAAAAGUACCCAUGGCAUCUGAAAUGAAUAAUGCCAACUUCUUAUCUGUGACAUUACAAAGGUACUCUUCAUGAAGAAAUAUAAGUGCUGAUAAAUACUCUGGGACAAAGAAAAUUUCUGUGACCAAGGAUGGCUUCUCCCUGGAAACACGUUCUGUUUCUGUCAGUCCUCGGGUGUCUUUCAGAGUAUUCCAAAGCCCUUCCUGGUCUCCCAACUUCAUAUGCUGCUUUGCUAAGAAUCAAGAAAAGUUCAUCCUCAUCCCUCUUUGGGUCAAAGACCAGACCUCGGUACAGCAGUCCUUCCUCAGGGACACUGAGUGUUUCUUCACCAAGUUGGCACGGGGCGGCUCAGCAUUACUAUUCCCCCGUCAGCCUCUACCACCCCUCAGAUGCCUUCAAACAAGAUGAAAGUGUGGACUAUGGGCCGGUGUUUGUUCAGGAACCAGACAAUAUCAUUUUCCCGACUGACUCUGAUGAAAAGAAGGUAGCACUGAAUUGUGAAGUUCGUGCCGACCCAGCUCCCAGUUACAGAUGGCUUCGUAAUGGAACACACAUUGAUGUGGAAAGUGACUAUCGCUACAGUUUGAUAGAUGGCACCUUCAUUAUAAGUAACCCAAGUGAAUCAAAGGAUUCUGGCCAGUACCAGUGUUUAGCAACUAACAGCUUUGGAAGUGUCCUUAGUAGAGAAGCCACACUGCAGUUUGCUUAUCUGGGAAAUUUUAGUGGCCGGACGAGAAGCGCAGUCUCUGUGAGGGAAGGCCAGGGGGUUGUUCUGAUGUGCUCUCCUCCGCCUCAUUCACCAGAGAUCAUCUACAGCUGGGUAUUUAAUGAAUUCCCUGCCUUUGUGGUGGAAGACAGCCGGCGGUUCAUUUCCCAGGAGACAGGCAAUCUUUAUAUUUCUAAAGUGCAAACAUCAGAUGUUGGAAGCUAUAUUUGUCUGGUGAAAAACACAGUGACGAAUGCCCGGGUGCUUAGUCCUCCAACACCGCUCACCCUGCGUAACGAUGGUGUGAUGGGAGAAUACGAGCCUAAGAUCGAGGUCCAUUUUCCUAUCACGGUUACAGCUGCGAAGGGAACAACGGUGAAGAUGGAGUGCUUUGCGCUGGGCAACCCAGUCCCUACAAUCACAUGGAUGAAGGUCAGUGGCUACAUUCCUGGGAAGUCACGACUGCGGAAAUCUCAGGCCGUGCUGGAAAUUCCAAAUGUGCAGCUGGAUGACGCCGGCAUCUAUGAAUGCAGAGCUGAAAACUCCCGUGGAAAAAAUUCAUUUCGCGGGCAAUUACAAAUAUACACCUACCCACACUGGGUAGAAAAACUGAACGACACCCAGUUGGACAGCGGGAGCCCUCUCCGGUGGGAAUGCAAGGCGACCGGAAAGCCCCGGCCCACCUACCGCUGGCUGAAGAACGGCGUGCCUCUCCUGCCUCAGAAUAGGGUUCACACGGUUAAUGGAGUAUUAAUGAUCCACAGUGUAAAUCAAUCAGAUUCUGGGAUGUAUCAGUGUUUGGCUGAAAAUAAGUAUGGAGCCAUUUAUGCCAGUGCUGAGCUGAAGAUUCUCGCUUCAGCUCCUACUUUUGCACCGAAUCAACUGAAGAAAACAAUAAUUGUCACCAAAGACCGAGAAGUCAUCAUAGAGUGCAAACCUCAGGGCUCUCCAAAACCAGCCAUCUCUUGGAAGAAGGGAGAUAAAGCAGUCAGAGAGAGUAAAAGAAUAGCUAUUCUUCCAGACGGGAGUCUACGGAUCCUAAACACUUCUAAAUCAGAUGAGGGAAAGUAUGUUUGCCAAGGGGAAAACAUCUUUGGUUCUGCUGAAAUUGUAGCUUCUGUGUCUGUGAAAGAACCUACAAGGAUAGAACUUACUCCAAAGAGAACAGAGUUAACGGUGGGAGAAAGCGUUGUCCUUAAUUGCAAAGCAAUUCACGAUGCUAGUUUGGACGUCAAUUUCUACUGGACAUUGAAAGGACAGCCUAUUGAUUUUGAGAAAGACGGUGGACAUUUUGAAAGCAUGCGGGCUCAAGCAUCCUCUGCAGAUUUAAUGAUCAGGAACAUCCUUCUGAUGCAUGCUGGGAGAUAUGGCUGCAGGGUACAGACCACAGCAGACAGUGUGUCAGAUGAGGCAGAACUUCUUGUUAGGGGUCCCCCAGGCCCGCCCGGGAUAGUAAUUGUUGAGGAAAUCACGGAAAGCACAGCCACGCUGUCCUGGAGUCCGGCAGCUGACAAUCACAGUCCCGUCAUCUCCUAUAACCUGCAGGCCCGCAGCCCCUUCUCCCUGGGCUGGCAAACCGUGCGGACAGUCCCAGAAACCAUCACAGGAGACAUGGAAUCAGCCAUGGCAGUGGACUUAAACCCCUGGGUGGAAUAUGAGUUUCGAGUGGUGGCCACCAAUCCAAUUGGGACCGGAGACCCAAGCACCCCAUCACGAAUGAUCCGCACAAACGAGGCAGUUCCAAAAACAGCACCCACCAAUGUAAGUGGAAGAAGUGGAAGAAGACAUGAGUUGGUCAUUGCCUGGGAGCCAGUAUCUGAAGAGUUCCAGAAUGGGGAAGGAUUUGGCUACAUCGUGGCUUUCAGACCCAAUGGAACACGGGGUUGGAAAGAGAAGAUGGUGACAUCCUCUGACGCUUCCCAGUUCAUCUACCGAGAUGAAAGUGUGCCUCCGCUGACCCCCUUCGAAGUGAAAGUUGGCGUCUACAACAACAAAGGGGACGGACCUUUCAGCCAGAUUGUGGUCAUCUGUUCAGCCGAAGGAGAACCCACUGCUGCUCCCACUGAUGUCAAGGCUACAAGCAUGUCUGUGUCAGAGAUUCUCGUUGCAUGGAAGCAUAUCACGGAGAGUCUAGGAAGACCGCAGGGAUUUGAGGUUGGUUACUGGAAAGACAUGGAACAAGAAGAUGCAGCAGAAACAGUCAAAACCAGGGGGAACGAGUCAUUCGUCAUCCUGACAGGACUGGAAGGGAACACGCUGUACCACUUCACAGUGAGGGCUUACAACGGAGCGGGAUACGGGCCGCCGAGCAGUGAAGUGAGUGCAACCACCAAGAAAUCCCCCCCUAGUGAAGCACCCAGCAACCUCAGGUGGGAGCAGCAAGGGCCUCAGGUUUCUCUGGGCUGGGAGCCCGUCAGACCUUUAGCCAACGAAUCUGAAGUCCUGGGUUACAAGGUUUUUUAUAGGCAAGAGGGUCACAGCGACAGCCAAGUUAUUGAAACACAAAAACCUCAAGCGGUAGUGCCUCUCCCUGAUGCUGGAGUCUAUAUCAUUGAAAUCCGAGCAUACAGCGAAGGAGGGGAUGGAACAGCUAGUUCCCAGAUCAGGGUACCAUCAUAUUCAGGUGGGAAGAUCACAAGCGCUCAGUCAACGCUGCACACUCUCUCCACAUUGUCAUCCGUGACGUUGCUCUUGGCAUUGAUGAUCCCUUCGACAUCCUGGUGAAACUGCUAACUUAAUUUGCUUUAUUUGCUUUAGCUAAAAAACAGCAGUGAAUGGAAUGUAGUGGAAGUGGAGAUCCAGGAUCCUGAGAGGAGCUGGAACACCUUAGACUGACACAUGGUGCACUUACAGGAGGUUUGGGCGGGGAAGUAUUACUUAUCCAUCAGGUUUCUCUUUGAUUUUUGUAAAUGGAGAGGACAGUUCUUGGUCCAAUGAAAAUAUGCAGAUUGUAUGUAAUGAAAUUUUGUAAGCAAAGAUAAUUUCGGUCAAAUGUCUGAUUCAUUUUAUAUAGGUUGAAUUUGAUUUUAUAUCUGAUGACUGUGUGCCAUCCAUUUAUUAAGAAAGUGGUCUCUAGCAGAUCUAUUUCAAAAACAAAUUCAAUAAUGGGAAUGGAAAGUUUUCUUAAGACUCUAUAUCCAGUGUUUUUCAUUUUCCCUUCAACUGACUAUGACAAUUGCCAAACCUGCAGGAGAUACCAAAAAUACUUCGUCUGUGAGAUCCAUUAUAGGAUAAAUACACAAGUAAUCCUCAAAAAUUAUUAUACAAUUGCAUAGUGAGACAGCAAGUUUUGUCAAUAUGUUAUUCUGCAUUCACCCCUAAAGCAAGUUUUUAGGGUAGAGAAUAAGCCAUUUUUAUUAGAUAAAUAGUGAAUCCAAAUGAACUUACUGUUUUUCAUUAAGCACUGUGUUAUACAGCAGCAAAUGUGGUAAAUGUUUAUUUUUGAUAACAAAAGAUAGCUUAAAGUCACAAGAGUAUAUGAUCACGAAAAACUGAGGACAAUGACAUGCUGCCACAGGUGCUAAUUUAAAAGUGCAAUGAAUAUGGAAGAGAGAUUUCCUAUUUCUUUCCCCACUCACCUAAUAUUAAAGAGAUGUUGAACCAAGUCCAAGUCUUAAUUGAAAAUAAUCUUAAGCACAGUGUAAUUAUGUUGUACAAAUAACUACAUACACAUAUAGUCUGUGGAUAAAAAUGAUUCAAAGAAAGCAAAUAAAUUUUGAUUUUAGACAGUUUCAUAUAUCAUAUACCACUUACAAAUUCUUGUCAGCUACUAAAAUAGAGAGGAUUUAUUGGAUAAGUUGAUUUUUAAAAUUAAUCUUUGGAAAUAUGGCAUCAAUAUAAGGGCUUAGCUAAUGUGGUCCGCUGCGCACUGCUUAAUUCUGUGGCUUAGGAAGUGAUCCUUAGUUGCUAUAUUGAGAAAUCAACUUGAAUCCAAGUGAUCCUAAGUAGUUAUUGGAAAGCUAAAUAAAAUUUUCUACUUCAAGAUAUCACACAGAAGUUCUAGAAUACAUAAGGAUGCGCUGGAGCAAAUAUUACAUCAAUGAAGAUGGAUGAAAACAUAGUCAUGGCAACUUCAUUUACCUGCAAAGAACCUGGGGAAACUAGUUCCAUGAGUGACCUUCACAGGAUGACAAACUGCAGUUUUGCUCCUUUUGUUUUCUUUAUAUAAUGCUAAGCUGUUAGCUCUAUUUGCAUCCUUAAUGACAAACAAAAUGAAACAAAACUGAGUUCAAAUUUCCAGCUCUAGAGCUGAAUCUUGACAGAAUCAGAGGACAAAUUAAAGAUUUUCUUCUGGACACCUAACCAUUUGCUUUUAGAGCUACGGUAGAACUAUAUACGACAAUUACUCACUUGGUUUGGAGAAAAUUAUAACCAAGACAACCCAAAACAAAAAAUAAGUGACUUACAAGACUGAAUCAACAGAUUAUUAGAAUCAAUACUACAGGUGGUGGAUAUUUAAACCUUGAAUAAUAACAAUCAAGUGGCCUUUCUUAAAUGUCUCCUUUGACGUAGAAAAGGCUGGACUUUGCAUCUAGAGGGAUGCUAACUGCUUAGCGAGCAAAAUAUGAGCUCCCCCAAAUAUGGUGUAAUAACUUGCAAGACCAAAUUAUGCAUCAAAAAGUGCAGAAGGAUAUUUAAAAUUGGAAGUAACCUUUUCUAUUUGAUGAAUUCAGCUGUCUCUUCAUUUUCCAUGACGUCCUAAACUAAAUUCAGUGAAGGACUGUAAGAAUCAAGUUAUUACUAAUACUCUUAUAAAAGAAAGCCCAGUUAAAUAUAGUAAUGUCAAUAUAUGGCAAAUUCAAAUUAAAUAAUAAUUCUAAAUAACUGAUGGAUGGUACACAUCUCACAGGAUAUUUACGUAUACAAUGUCUGAUGUUUUAUUCUUAACAGGUGUCAGAGAUAUGGGAUGUUUUUACUCAACAUGCACAAAAUAUGUAUUUUGUAUCAUAAAUCUAUUUAAAAAACAGGUUACAAUGUUUAUGUAGUUAUGUAUUACAUAUUUGUUACUUUGUAGAGGCAAAUAGCAUUCCCUAUCCUGGUACAUUAUUUUUCAGCUACAGUACUAAGUAAACUUUUUCUUGGUUGGGGUAGUAACCACACAGUCUUCAAUCACUAAAGAGACUGUAUUUUUUUAUAAUAUCAAUUGAACUAUGAAGAAAAUAACACUCCUUAUAAUUAGAAAUUUCUUGAAAGCAAAUGUUUUGCAUAUCCAGCUGAAGGUACUGUGGAUUCCAGGUCAAACCGUUAAAUAUAUUGUAUACAAUCUGUAUAUAUACUAUAUAUAAUGGUACAUAACGUGUGGAAGGCACAGUCAGAUAAUAGUUCUGUGUACUGUUCUUGUAACAUUAGAUCUUUUUAAUAAAUAAUUCUGUUUUUAUUGACUUUUA